AUGGCCUUCUCCAAGAUUUUAUACGCGUCAGCUACCAUAAUCUCUGCAUUACCGGCUGCGCUGGCUGGUUUCAAUGUUGCUUCGCAGAGCAACAUUGCCGUGUAUUGGGGUCAAAACUCAUAUGGCCAAGCUAGUUCGCAGCAGAGGCUGAGUACAUACUGUUCAAAUGGCCAGGUCGAUAUUAUCCCAUUGGCAUUUCUCAACGGAGUGAACAAUCCGAUCACAAACUUUGCCAACGCUGGAGACAAUUGCACUGUCUUUACUGGGACUCAACUUCUCAAUUGUCCUCAGAUAGAAGAGGAUAUAAAAACCUGCCAAGCCACGUACGGGAAAACAAUUCUUGUUAGUAUUGGUGGUGCCACUUACACCGAAGGAGGCUUCACCGACGCCGCGUCAGCCCAAGCAGCAGCCACCAAUAUCUGGAACCUAUUCGGUCCAAACACAGCAUACGCCAACCGUCCCUUUAGGACCGCCGUCAUCGACGGCUUUGACUUUGACUUCGAGUCCAUUACUCAGAACAUGGUCCCCUUUGCGCAAAAACUGCGCGAUCUCAUGAACGCCAGCACCAGCAAGACGUAUUACCUUUCCGCGGCGCCCCAGUGUCCAUACCCGGAUCUCGCCAACAACGACAUGCUCAACGGCGCCAUCUCGUUCGACUUCAUCAUGGUACAGUUCUACAACAAUUACUGUGGCGUACAAGCCUUCGUCCCCGGGGCCGGCACACAGAACAACUUCAACUUUCAAACUUGGGACACUUGGGCCAAACAGACGAGCAAGAAUGAGAAUGUCAAGGUGCUGCUUGGCAUCCCCGCCAAUACCGGAGCCGGAGCGGGCUACCAAACUGCCAGCGCACUUGCACUAAUCAUCGCAUACUGCAAGCAGUUCUCGAGCUUUGGUGGUAUCAUGAUAUGGGAUAUGUCCCAGCUUUGGGCUAAUAGCGGGUUUCUCGACGCGGUGUAUGCCUCGCUUAUUUCUGGUGGAUCGCCAAUCACUGCAAACUACGGAACCACAUUGGUGGCAGGUACGACGAAAGGGGCAACUGUCAGGACUUAA
Molecule: messenger RNA, 1053 nt
Organism: Pseudomassariella vexata
Lineage: Eukaryota; Fungi; Ascomycota; Sordariomycetes; Amphisphaeriales; Pseudomassariaceae
Product: putative class III chitinase
Exons: 5
Coding region: 1-1053 (350 amino acids)
Biological process (GO): carbohydrate metabolic process
Cellular component (GO): extracellular region
Molecular function (GO): chitinase activity
Source: RefSeq, a predicted model, not a curated record